CCCCUUCGUGUCCGUCUUCCAGACUCUAACACCGUCGUCAAUCAGAAACGAACGCCAAUAUCACUCUCUUAUCUACCUCCAAUCGAUUCCUUCCACCUCACCUCGAUCACCAUGGCCAAACGCCCCUGCCCUUGCCCCUCUUCCUCCACCACCACCUCCACCGCCACCGUUUCUGCUCAAAAUCAUACGUUCCCGAACCUAAACCCCCAGACGGACCAUCUCCUUAACGCAUUUCUCGGCCUCGCAGACUCCCCCUCGCACUCCCUCGACAUCUGCCUCGAUCGCCUCCUCGACUCCUCCACUUGCGAUGCCAAUCAGUCCGUGCUCAUCGAUCGCGUCCACAAAUUGGGCUCUGUCCUCGUCGACGCUGCCAACCGCGCCGCCCGAAAGCGCGCUUCCAAACACAAUUCUCUUAUCUGGCCUCUCCCUCCGGAUCUAACUAUCAAGGUCUUCUCCAUGCUCGACACACAAAGCUUGUGCUUUGCUUCUGCAUCAUGCUCAAUGUUCAAUAAGUGUGCCCUGGAUCCAUUGUGCUAUGCAAAUAUCGACUUGACGACAGUUGUCCCAAAAGUCAAUAAUGCAGUGGUAUCUAUAAUGAUUCAACGAGCAGGAAGAGUCCUUGAGUCUCUUAAGCUUGGCAUAGUUCCAGGCCCUACUUCGUCUCCUGGAUCUUGUCAACCAUUGGUUUAUACCAUCAGAAAUUUUGUAGAUGUAUCUAAAUUUUCAUGGACCGAUAAAAAGCCCAGGCAGGGGAAGGAGUCAUCCAUUCUUACAAGAUCCUGCUUAAACUCUUUAAGUGGGGACAAUAGUGCUGCUGGAACUCUUUUGAGAAGGUUGCACCUUUACAAUAUUGAAAGAAUGGACGGUGCAUCGCUUAGUGGGGCAUUAUCAGCUUGCCCCUCUCUUCUUGAUCUGGAGAUUGUUGGUCUACAUGUUGAAUUGAGGCAAACAUUGAUGUCCGUGAGCAUGUUUUGUCCCUUGAUAGAGCGUUUAUUCUUCGAGUCAUCCAAAACAGGACAAGAUGACAGUUUGAAGUCACCAACAUGUGUUGACCUGGUAAACAAUUGCCCGAAUCUAACUUCACUGGCACUCAGGGGUUUUAAGCUACAUGAUUAUAAAGUUCGCAUUCUCCUUAAGGGAUUUCGAAAGCUAAACUAUGUUGACUUUUCAACAUCGUAUUCAAUUACCGGAAUGUUUUUGAGGAACCUUGGAAGCAGCUUAGGUGGUCAUCUACUAGAGGUUUUGAUUUUGAGGGACUGUAUGCACCUUAGAGAGGUGGAAGUUGCUCGAUUAUUGACAGCAAUUCUUUCAGGAGAUUUCAAGUUCCUUCAACAUCUUGACAUAUCCAAUAGGGAAGGCUUAGCUUCUGAAGGUGACUGGUAUCAGAGGUGUUACAACUCAAGUCUAAUCCCCGUAAGGCAGGUCUUGCAAGAGAGGCCUGGCAUGUGCUUAUUGGCUGAGUUUCCUUCAGAAGGAAGUUUCUUUGGUCUUGACAUCGAUUUGAAUAGUGACAUCAGUCUGCCAUCCCAGCUGAGCAGUCAUACAUCAGAUGGUUCUUCGUUUACGAGUUCGUUGGAGAGCAGCUAUAGUAGUGAUCAGAGUAGUGGCAACGAGGAGAAUCGAGAUUCUGGUGGUGUAAUUUUUGAGGAAAGCUCAGAUGAAGUUGACUUUUUGCCUGGCUAGGUAACUUAUCAAGCAUGGCAAGGCUUGGAAUCCUCGACCACCCAAUAAAUUGAAUACUGGGAAGAAGUUUCCAGUGAGCCCAAGCUCUUACAAGAUCUAUGAAGAACAUAAACUGAUUUCUUCCAUCACUUGGUUCAACUGCAGCAGAGAAUAUUUGGGGAACUAACUUCAUGGUGGUGGCCUCCAUCACUUGAUACAACUGCGGACUACAGCAGGGAAUUUAUGGAGCGAUUGGUUUUUCAUUAUGAAGGCUGUAAAUGGUGAAGGGAACCUUUUAUUUCCCUCACUUUAAGAAAAGGAUUACAGUAUUUUUUACGGUUCUACCAUUUCAGUAUGUUCUGUAUUUAAUGAUGAUUCUUGAAACUUUGAAAUGUUCGAAAGGCCGAAUUGUGAAUCAAUAUAUAUCACUUUUCUGCUAUUGCGUUCAA
Molecule: messenger RNA, 2111 nt
Organism: Tripterygium wilfordii
Lineage: Eukaryota; Viridiplantae; Streptophyta; Magnoliopsida; Celastrales; Celastraceae
Product: F-box protein SKIP17-like
Exons: 13
Molecular function (GO): protein binding
Source: RefSeq, a predicted model, not a curated record